GGAUCUGUGUAUUACUGACUGAGGAAAGCUCCAUUCUUUCUAAAGGAUUUUUUUCCCCUUCUCUCCAUUCUUAUUCAUCUCCCUCCUUCCCUCGAUUAGGAUUCUUUCAUCCCCUUCCUUGCAUUUGAUCGGAAUUUGGAGAAGAAUACACACAAAAAAACCCGUCAGCUCCGAAAGUCUUCAGUCUGAUGGCUAGAGCUGGAAUCUACUGUGGUGGGAUGGACGGAAGGACCAAAUUGUGGUCGUGGUUAUUGUGGAUUCCGGGAGAUUACUGCUGCUGAAACUAUUGGGGGAAUUAAAAAAACAAGUCGGUGUCUCAUCUGGGGAAAAAGUGUUAUUAUAGAAUCAACGUCAGUCCGUACUGUGGAGACCUGGUCAAUUUCACUUGAGAAUUUGGUCAAUUUCACCUGGGGAUUUUCUUGUCAAUUUUACUUGGAAUUUUGUCAUUUUCUGUCCGGAUGGUCGGCUCGCUUGGAAUUAUUAUGGGAAUAUUGGAAUAAUUUCUCCAAGCAAGUUAUAAACGGAUUCUUCUCUUGCGGAUUUCUGUCCCGGUGAUUUAUUAAUACACAGGCGACGUGCAUCUUUAGCCAUCGUCUCCUGCAAAGUGCUUUGGCUGGGCUUUGUGGAAUUGCUAUUGUUGAUUUUAUUGAGGGAGAAUAUAUUUUAGCCGUCACCUUUCUGUGGGGAAUUCGUGGGUGUGCAAUGGAUGGCCCGCGGUGCAGUGGGCUUCGCCGGAGUAGGCGAUCCAGGGCUCAGAGAAACCGAGACAGGAAGGCAAAGGCAGGAGGAGGUGGCGGUGGUGGAGGCAGUUCGAGGGCCGUCAGCACACAGUCCUCAUCGGGAUCUGAGCGAGAGGGCAGCAACAAAAAUCCAGCCACAUCCCGACCUAGACCUCCAAGACGACGGAGGAAAGACUCGACUUCAGGAGAAGAAGAUCUCAUUGAUGGAUUUGGAAUAGCCAGUUUUGUGACAUUGGAGGCACUGGAGAAAGACAUUGCGUUAAAACCCCAUGAACGCUUGGAGAAGCUUCAGAAUCCCCUUGCAAAGAAAAAACGCAACGAACUGCAAAAUGGCUUAAGUUUCCAUGCCAACAAGAACAGGCAUAGCUACCGCCAUGGAAGCUCUGACAGGGAAAAUAACCACACCUUGAGUCAUGGUCAUGGAAAACAGAAGCGCUUUCAGAAGAGGCACAGACAGCUCAAGCCUUCCCAACACAGCUGCAGGGACAGCGACAGUGAAAGUAUCAGCAGUGAUUCUAAGGCUUCCAACAGGGGCUGCUCACAUGAAAGACUGAGUGAUAGCUCUGCUCAUUCCAGUUUGGGAACUGGUUAUUUUUGUGACAGUGAGAGCGACCCAGAUGAGAAGGUUUCGGAUGCCACUUCUGAGAAACUUUUCAAUACAACCACAAGCAAAGUUACUGACUUCAGUGUCAGUGCACUAACAACAAAUGACACCCGAGAAGCAAGAGGACCAAAUGUCCCCAAGAUAUCAGGGUUAGAACGAAGUCAGGAGAAAAGCCAGGAAGGUUCCAAAGACCAGCUGCUCGUGCUUGCCGUGGCAAAGGAGCCUGCUCCCCAGGCUCAGAACCCACCUCAACCCCCGUCCCAGUCCCUAUCUCAAACCCAAACCCAAUUUCCGUCCCAGGCCCAGUCCCAGUCCCAAUCCCAAAUAAAGCUGUGCUCUCCACUUCCUGUGCAGAACCAGCUUACACAAAUUCCACCUCAUUCACAGCCAAAGGCUCCACCACCAUCCCAGGCUCAAGCUACAACUCAGUCACAACCCCUCCCUCCGUCCCAGCCCGUGCCUCCUUCCCAGCCUCUCCUUCCUUCUCAGCCCAUUCUUCCUUCCCAGCCCCUCCUUCCCUCCCAGCCUCUCCUUCCAGCCCAAUCUGUUCCAGUUCCUCAAACUCAGCCCCAGCCCCAGCCGCAGCCCCAGUCCGUAACUCAGCCAACCAAUCAAGUUCAGCCUCAAACUCCCCAGCAGCAGCCCCAAACACCCCAGCAUCAGCCUCACCCUCAGGCACCAUCUCCUGCUCAGCCAGUCCCUCAAACUCAGCUUCCAUCUCGGCCAACAUCUCGUAGCCUCCCACAAUCUCUCUCUGUCUACAGCAGCAGUCUAAGCUUGAACAGCAUAAGCAGCAGCAGAAGUAGCACUCCAGUCAAGCCUCAAGCCCCUCCAGCGCACAUCUCCCAUCAUCCUUCUACUCCAAGUUUUUCCUUGCCGCUGGGGGCCCACAAUACUUCACAUACCUUCACGCCUAGUCUGCAGCCUGCAAACCACUCGCAUCACCCCACCAUGUUUGCCCCACACACGGCUCUACCACCUCCUCCUCCACUGACAUCAAGUGCACUUCAAGUUCCUGGACAUCCUGCUGGAGCCGGAUAUUCUGAGCAAGAGCUUCUGCGACAAGAGCUGAACACCAGAUUCUUGGCCUCGCAGAGCGCGGACCGAGGGGCCUCGCUGGGACCCCCACCUUACAUGCGGGCGGAGUUUCACCAGCAUCAGCACCAGCAUACCCAUCAGCACACUCACCAGCACACGUUUGCGCCAUUUCCGCACACCAUCCCGCCAACGGCCAUCAUGCCAACACCUGCACCGCCCAUGGUGCGUACCCAAGGCAGAAAUUUUGACAAAUACCCAACAAAAGUCGAUCCUUUCUACCGACACAGUUUGUUUCAUUCCUAUCCUCCAUCCAUGGCUGGAAUUUCUCCCAUGAUUCCACCUACAGGUCCUUUUGGUUCUCUGCAAGGAGCAUUUCAGCCGAAGACCUCCAACCCCAUCGAUGUGGCAGGAAGACCUGGAGCUGUUCCCCAUACCCUCCUGCAGAAAGACCCAAGGUUGACAGAUCCAUUCAGACCAAUGCUGAGGAAGCCUGGCAAGUGGUGUGCCAUGCAUGUUCACAUAGCGUGGCAGAUAUACCAUCAUCAGCAGAAAGUCAAGCAACAGAUACAGUCAGAUCCGCACAAACUUGACUUCGGCCUGAAGCCCGAGUUCCUGAGCAGACCCCCUGGGCCCAACAUGUUUGGAGCUAUCCAUCACCCACAUGAGCUGGCUCGGCCCGCAACCCUUUUCUCCACUGCUGGCACCACACAUCCAACUGGAAAUCCCUUUGGACCUUCGCCUCAUCACAACAGCUUCCUGAGUCCGGCUGCUCACUUAGAGCCAUUUAAUAGACCAAGUGGUUUGACUGGUCUGAGAUCCUUAAGUAACAGCGCCUUUGGUGGACUGGGGAACCCUUCAAUCACAUCCAACACAAUGUUCAGCCACAAAGAUGGCCCCAGUAUGCAGAGCUUUAGCAAUCCUCAUGAGCCUUGGAAUCGACUCCACCGAACGCCACCUUCGUUUCCAACCCCACCUCCUUGGCUGAAGCCAGGGGAGGCAGAGCGCAGUUCCUCUGUAGCUGCUCAUGACAGAGAUAGAGAUGUAGAAAAACGAGACUCUACCGUUAGUAAAGAUGAAAAAGAAAGGGACACUAUGGAGAAGCGGCACUCCACCCACACUUCAUCUCCGUCUGUAAAUCAAGUUAAUUCUUUGGGACACAACCGUAGUUCCACUGAACACAGCAGAAAUCAUGUAAAUACUGAACUCCGUGAAAAGGAAAAGCCAAGAGAACGAGAACGGGAUCACACAGAUACUUGGAAGGACUCGUCUGUUGAUGAGCACAAAGUUAAAGAGAACCAUGCUCCUGAUAAGGAGAGCCUGGGACUGGAUGGCAGGAUUGGGGAGGACUCCAACAAGCAUAUAAACAGAGUCAAUUCACCCUACAUCCGGCUGCCAAGCACAGACAGCACAAGGGCUAACAGCUACACCAACCGAGAGGUAGAUCGGAAAAGUGAAUCUUCAUACGACCAUCAGAAGAAGAGUAACGAAAUUAAAGUAAAGGAGGAGCGGAAGGAAGACAACGACAUUAUAUCAGAGGUGAUUCAGACACAAAGGCCCUCUGAGCACACUCAGCCCACCUCAUUGCCCAGUGUCCAUCCUAGCCCCUCGAUGACCUCCAUGCCUAUGGCAAUGGCCAUGAGUGGGGUGCAUCCCAUGAACAGCAUUAACACGCUGGACCGGACACGGAUGGUAGCUCCUUUUAUGGGGAUUAGUCCAAUUCCAGGAAGUGAGCGUUUUCCUUAUCCUUCAUUUCACUGGGAUCCAAUGAGGGAUCCCUUGCGAGAUCCGUACAGGGGCUUGGACAUUCAUCGCAGAGAUCCACUAGCCAGAGACUUCUUGUUGAGAAGUGACCCCUUGCAACGACUGUCGACACCGAGGUUUUAUGAGGCGGAGCGCUCCUACAGGGACAGGGAGCCCCACGACUACAACCGCGAGCACCCAUUGGCUAUGGAUCCCAGACGUGAGCAUGAAAGGAUGAGUCACCUGGAAGAACGAGAAAGACUGAACAUGCUCAGAGACGACUACGAGCACGGACGCCUUCAUCCCAUUCACGCUGCAGCCCUGGAUGGCCACAUGCCUCAUCCCAGUCUUUUAACACCAGGACUUCCUAGCAUGCACUAUCCUAGAGUGAGCCCUUCAGCAGCUCAUCAGAACGGCAUCCUCAAUAAGACUCCUCCCACAGCAGCGCUCAGUGCUCCUCCGCCUCUCAUACCGACAGGUGGGGCACGUGCUGGCUCUCCUCGAAGGACUACUCCUCUGACUAGCACAGAGGCAAGAGAAAGACCCCCUUCUCACACACACAAAGACAUUGAAGCACGAUAAUACAGACACGGAGAAACAAAUGAAGGUAACUAUUAAGGACAUCCUUCAAUAAAGGCCACUUUUUUAGUCUGAUAACCCACCAAAUAAAACAUUGGACUUCUUUGAACAAUAAUCAGUGGGUGUGGCCUUCACCAACAUAAAAAUGUAAAAUUACUUUGCAGAAAAUACAUUUUUGUACAUUUUAAGCUUAAAUUUUGAAAAUGUUUAAUGUCACUUUGUUCCUUUCUUCCUGUUAAUUUUAUUUGUAGUAUAUAUAUAAAAAUGUGUUGUGAAGAAAGAGCAAACUAAAAAGAGUUACUGGUAUAUUUAUCAAGGAAUUGGGUAUGUGGUAAAUGAGGAGGCCUAAGGAAAAAAAAGCUAAAUUGUCUUUGAAGAGUUAUGGUUGAGACUUGGAUGGAAGGAAUCGUGCUGUAUAGACUACAGCAUAUCGGGAAGUUCCUUGGCUGAAUGGAACUUGGUACAUAUAUGCAAAAAAGGAAAAGACAAAAAAAGCUUUACAAUGUACAAAUGUAAAUACAUUGAAGGGCGGCUGUUUGACAGUCGAUUCAGAAGCAUCGGACAAAGCGUGCUAUUGGGAGAUUAACUAUCUGUUAACACAGUCUGCUUGUGCUGUGUAGGAUAACAUUUGUGGCUGUACAGAUAUUCCCAACUAUGCAAGCAGGUGAAUGCCCCGGCUUUUCAUGCAAAAGUCUGCAUUCCUCAACGGAGCCUUUUCAACACAAUUCAUUUAACCGCGUCUAGCACAUUACAUUGUGUCCAAGGAUUGUAAACUAUGUUAAUGAAGUAAAAUUAGUUCUGUUGGUCUAAUAGUGUAUUAAAGUGCUAUCUGAAGUUGUUUAUUCUGUUUUGAAAAAAUUCUAUCUAUGACAGUUGUUUCUUAUGAGCAGAGAUCUAUUUUAGUAGUCACCUGAAGGUUUAGUUGUGCGCUUCAAAUUUGUGAACUCCUGAUGUUGUGCAGUGUUUUUGAGAAACAAAAAAAAAUAUGUACACUGGAUCAGUAGUGCUAGAACUCAAUAUUGCCUAUAGACUUUCAUUUGCAGAUAUGCUGUUUAUCAUGUACGUAAUGAAGUCCUUUACAGAUCCUAUUGUAAAGUGAAGCGACUCUGAAUCUUCGGCAUGUGCUUCAUAAACAAAACUUGUGUUAUGUAAAU
Molecule: messenger RNA, 5855 nt
Organism: Hypanus sabinus (Atlantic stingray)
Lineage: Eukaryota; Metazoa; Chordata; Chondrichthyes; Myliobatiformes; Dasyatidae
Gene: auts2a
Product: activator of transcription and developmental regulator AUTS2 a
Exons: 20
Coding region: 703-4704 (1333 amino acids)
Source: RefSeq, a predicted model, not a curated record